ACCUGGCAUAUCUGGUCACCUGGUCCUAUUCGCUUCAAGUGUACCCGUUGCUGAACGUUUGUAAAGUUAUAUCGGAAAACAUAACUGUCAGACGUACGAUUGAUAACGAUUAUCAUAACAAACUUUCUGUGUAUGGAAUAUUUACAAUCACGUAUAUUUUGUUCGAGUGAUUUUUGUUAAAUCGUUCAAGUGGAAAUGUUCACCCAUCUUGCCGGAGGCCGCGUUAACAUACAGCAACUUCAAGAAGCGGCUGUUCGUGAAUUAGUAGAAAUAUUAGACCGCUGCGAAGGAACUAAGGCAAUUAUAUGGGAUGAAUCACUAGGUGGUCCAGUAGGUUUAGUUGCUCGAUACACCUUUCUGAAAGAGCACCAUGUUACCAAAAUGUAUCAACUGAGACCUGAACCGUGGGCUGAUAUUGACGUGAAAAACAUCAUCUUUAUCACUCGACCCAAUCAAACACUGAUGGAUUAUAUUGCCAAUAAUAUCCACGAAGAAGAGCGAAAAAAGAAAAUAUCAAAAAAAGAGUACUACUUGUACUUUCUACCGAAAAAAUCAUUCUUAUGUGAGAAACGCUUACAAGUGAAAGGCGUACAUGGUAGCCUUGCGUACAUUGGAGAGUUCAAAUGCGACUUUUUUCCGUUCGACAAUGAUCUACUAUCAAUGGAGUUAAAAGAUGCAUACAGGGAUCUCUAUCUGGAAGGAGACACUUCUAGUUUGCAUCAGUCAGCAUGUGCCCUUAUAGCGCUACAGAAAUUAUAUGGUCGCAUUCCAAAAGUUUACGGAAAAGGUAGCUGUGCUCAGAGAGUCUGGGAGCUUACGAAAGCCUUGGCCGAAGAAGAUGAAUCUGUGCUAAGCAGCGAUAAAGGCGUAAUUGAUCAGAUGAUCAUUUUGGAUCGAAACUGUGAUUUGAUGAGUGUACUCGCAACGCAACUAACCUACGAAGGAUUGAUCGACGAAAUUUUUGGCAUUAACAACACCACCGUCAAUCUUCCAGCGGAAAAGUUUAACUCGGGAGAAGGUUUUUCCAUUGAAAAAAACUCAGAAAAAAGUCAGUUCAUUCUAAAUUCAAAAGAAAACUUAUUUGCCGAGCUACGCGACAAAAAUUUUAAUGCUGUUGGAGCGGUGCUAUCGCGACUAGCCAAAUAUAUCCGCUCCAGAGCUUACGAAAAUCAUGGCGAAAAAUCUAUUCAAGAAUUGAAAAAGUUUGUUGAGAGCCUACCGCAUAUUAAAGCAAACGAACAAUCCUUGGCAACUCACACAAAAAUUGCCGAACUAGUCAAAGAAGUGAUUUCGUCUGAUAGUUUUCUCGACGUACUAGGUUGCGAACAGGAGUUUAUGAUGUGCUCGGAUGUAGACAAGCCAAAUUCCUUCAUUGAAGACCUAAUUGCUAAAGAAGCUCCACUCCAAACUGUCCUGCGGCUUAUGUGCAUGCAAUCGAUCGCCAGUUCCGGUUUGAAACCAAAAGUUCUAGACUACUAUAAACGUGAACUGGUUCAGGUGUAUGGUCUGCAAACUUUAUUGACGAUCGGUAACCUCGAAAAAGCGGGCUUGCUAAAGCUUCAGACCGGCAACCGAACUUAUGCAGUAUUGCGCAAAACUCUGAAUUUAACGGCAGAAAAUCCCGAAGAAGUAUCUCCCAAAGAUAUUACCUAUGUACACAGCAUUUAUGCCCCCCUGUCGGUACGCAUAGUCGAGCAUCAUCUUCAACCGAACGGGUGGCAGUCGCUCAACGACGUUCUCUCUAGCCUACCAGGACCAACGUUCGAAGAUUUCCAACCUUCAAUCACCCUCAACAAUCGACGAGGAUCAUUCACAUCGGAGAUAUCUCAAUCGGACAUGCCUCGGGUAAUUGUGGUAUUUUUCGUUGGCGGCUGCACAUUUGCAGAAAUUUCCGCCCUACGUUUCCUGGCGCUUCAGGAGGAGAACAAUGUGGAAUUUGUUGUAUGUACGACAAAACUGAUCAACAAAAAUACUUUCCUUGAUGCGUUUAUUGAGAAGUCCAAAUGAAAUCAGUACUAAUUUUAGGCAAUACAUGUAUUAACUUUUCGUUUGAGUGUUUGAACAGAAUGAUUUUACAAGGAUAAAUUUUUUAAUAUUACCAUUUAAUUCUGUUAUAAUUAUAACAGAAUUAAAUGGCAAUAUUAAAAAAUUUAUCCUUGUAAUACAUAUAUGUUAGCCAUGUAUCCAAGUGAAUUUUAUAAUGCUUUUAUUUUUGAAAAUCCAUUUCGGAUAUAACAAUCAUUUCUUGUUAAGUCGACUAUGUUCCUUUCUGUUCUUACAAUAUUAAUCGGAAAUAAACACAGAUGCAAGAAAUCAGGAAAACUUAUUUUGAAAACAGCAUUCCUUUGUAUCGCUUUAUUUAGCCCCGGCUUUAACUACGAAGGGUCGUUCACCGAGGUAAAGCAGUAUGAUUCUACAUAACAUUUUUCAUAAGUGCAGAGCUCAAAAUCAAUUUUUUAUCGAAAUUGUUCCGUUGGAACAAAACAGUUGAACAGUCAAAAUAGAAUUUUUGUAUGGUACAUAUGUUCAGACAAUAUAACAACAACUGUUUCCGUUUGUAUAU
Malaya genurostris is the source of this 2563-nucleotide messenger RNA. It is a transcript of the gene car, whose product is annotated as vacuolar protein sorting-associated protein 33A. The record is from RefSeq and is a predicted model, not a curated record. Gene Ontology annotation, cellular component: lysosome; CORVET complex. The transcript has 4 exons. Bases 196 to 2007 code for a protein of 603 amino acids. NCBI's taxonomy places the organism in Eukaryota, Metazoa, Arthropoda, Insecta, Diptera, Culicidae. Gene Ontology annotation, biological process: intracellular protein transport; vesicle-mediated transport.